AUGGCUACUUCCAAAUCCGCCGUCAUCCCCCAGGCCAAGAGGAUGUUUGAAGGCGGGACCCACAAGCUCGACGUUUGGUCCAUCUUUACCCCUGCGAAUGUGCCCGCGGACGCUAUCAACCUCGGGCAAGGGUUCAUGAACUGGGCUCCUCCUUCUUGGAUCUUGUCCGAGUCGCACCAGACUAUGGACAACGAGGUGAUGGCGAACCACUACUCUCACCCCCGUGGUCGACCCAGGCUUUUGAAGGCUAUCAGCAAACACUACAGUCCCCAGUUCUCCAACAUUGUCGAGAGGGGCGAAGACUUGAAGCCGGAGGAGAUUCUGGUCACUGCUGGUGCCAACUGCGGUAUGUUUGCUGCUCUUACGGCGCACCUCGAGCCUGGAGAUGAGGUCAUCUGCAUCGAGCCGUACUUUGACCAGUACUUUGCUUCGAUCCACUUCCAAGGUGCCAAGCCCGUCUUUGUGCCCCUCCACCCGCCUACCGGUACUGGUAUCAAGGACGGUUCCGAGUGGACUCUGAACAUUGACGAGUUCCGCGCGGCCUUUACCCCCAAGACCAAGGCUGUCAUCAUCAACACCCCGCACAACCCCGUCGGCAAGGUGUUUACAAAGAAGGAGCUCGAAGCUAUUGCCGAGGUGGUGAUUGAGAAGAAUGUGUUGGUGCUCGCGGAUGAGGUGUAUGACUGUAUGGUGUAUGACAAGAAGGAGCAUUUCAGGAUUGCUACUUUGCCUGGCAUGUGGGAGAGGACUUUGACUGUUGGGUCUGGUGGCAAGUCGUUUGCUUGUACUGGAUGGCGAUGGCUCAUCGGUACCCCCGAGCUCACCGCGGCCGCCCUCGCCGCCCACAGCCGAAUCGUCUUUUGCACCAACUCGCCCAUGCAAGAAGCCGUCGCUAUCGGCCUCGAGAACGCCGCCAAACACAACUUUUUCGCCGACCAGCUCGCCGCCUACACUGAGCGCCGUGACGUCUUGUGCUCCUACUUUGACCAGCUCGGCUUGCCGUAUACCAAGCCCGAGGGGUCUUACUUUGUGCUGGUGGAUAUCAGCCAGGUGAAGGUGCCGGAGGGGUACCCUAUUGCGGAGACUUGUAAGGGGCGAGGCAAGGAUUUCGAGUUUUGUUGGUGGUUGUGCCAGGAGCUCAAGGUGGUGGCUAUCCCUCCUUCCGAGUUCUACUCGGACGAGCAUUGCAAGGACCCCGAGUUGCUGCAUGCUGCGGGCAAGAGGCUGCUCAAGUUGAAGGAGUACAUUCAGUAG
This is a messenger RNA of Cryptococcus wingfieldii CBS 7118, 1254 nucleotides long. Its product is annotated as kynurenine aminotransferase. Lineage: Eukaryota; Fungi; Basidiomycota; Tremellomycetes; Tremellales; Cryptococcaceae. Gene Ontology annotation, biological process: biosynthetic process. The transcript has 6 exons. The record is from RefSeq and is a predicted model, not a curated record. Gene Ontology annotation, molecular function: pyridoxal phosphate binding; L-kynurenine:2-oxoglutarate transaminase activity. Gene Ontology annotation, cellular component: mitochondrion; cytoplasm. Bases 1 to 1254 code for a protein of 417 amino acids.